AUGGAUUCGGAGGGUGCAUAUUGGAUGGGUGUGGAUAAACUUCCUGAGAAGUACGGAGAGGGUUCGUUCCCCUCUUCUUUGAGGAAAAUCUCCUUCCAAGGGAUAGUUUCAGUCCUGUGGCAUUCCCAUACCCAGCUCAUGCUCAGGGAACUGGACAGGAAUUAUGCAAAAACACCUCCAAUCUCACCCGAUUACACCAUGGUUUCACAUGUUGUACGCAUCAUUUCAAGAACUACAUGA
Molecule: messenger RNA, 240 nt
Organism: Darwinula stevensoni
Lineage: Eukaryota; Metazoa; Arthropoda; Ostracoda; Podocopida; Darwinulidae
Source: the annotation of a GenBank genome assembly